This is a messenger RNA of Penicillium nucicola, 1476 nucleotides long. Its product is annotated as Dyp-type peroxidase. The transcript has 8 exons. Gene Ontology annotation, cellular component: cytosol. The record is from RefSeq and is a predicted model, not a curated record. Bases 1 to 1476 code for a protein of 491 amino acids. Gene Ontology annotation, molecular function: peroxidase activity; heme binding. NCBI's taxonomy places the organism in Eukaryota, Fungi, Ascomycota, Eurotiomycetes, Eurotiales, Aspergillaceae.
AUGGCACCAAACGUGAAAAAUAUCCAGGGUGAUAUUUGGCCUCGAUUGGCAAAGAAAUACGAGACCUUCCUGUUCUUCGAGAUUCAAGAUGUAACCAAGUUCAAAAAAGAGCUUUCCGCGUUUAGCAAGCGUAUCACAACGGCAGAGGGUGCACACAAGACUCGUGGCAUGCUCUAUUCGCGAAAGGAGAAGGGCGAAGAUAGCAUCGUUGAUAAUAUCAACACAAAUAUUUCGUUUUCUUGUGUUGGCCUUGCCAAGCUCGGAAAAGAUGAUCUUGGAGAUGAGGUCUUCAAAGGCGGAAUGUACGCAGACAUGGUAACCGCCGGCCUUGACAGAGACGAAGAGUGGCAUGGAGAAUUCAAAGGAUCCCGCGGGCAGAUUGACGGCGUGUUCAUCCUUGCUGGCAGCUCGGAGGCAACUGUGUACAACUGGAUCACAGACGUCAUCAGGCCCAAGUUCGCUCUGCCGCCCGAUAGCCCAGCUACGAAGUUCCUGUUCACCCAGAGCGGCGCAGUUCUUAAUCAAUACGACGUCGAACACUUUGGGUGGAAAGAUGGUGCCUCUCAGCCUUUGCUCAAGGGGUUGGACGAUAAUGUUGAAGACACGAAAGGACCUGGUCUCAUUAAGCCUGGUUAUAUCAUUGUUGGAGAGGAAGGUGAUACCGAAAAGGCACCCGAUUGGGCCAAGGAUGGUAGCUUCAUGGUCUUCCGUAGACUGAGACAGCUGGUCCCCGAGUUCACCCAGUGGGUUGUUGGAAAAAUCGGCGAUCAGGCCAUGGAAGAUGAUGGUAAAACCAUGAAACUCGGUGUCAUUAGCACAAUGUCCUCCCGAGUGGUUGGAAGAUGGCCCGACGGAGCGCCUCUUGAUCUCAUGCCGAAACCGCCCCAGGGUGAGGAAAAUACUUACAAGGGUCUACCUGAGGAUGCUCCAGCCCGGGGUGAAGAGCACAUGAAACUCACGCGUUCGAAUGACUUCGACUUCCGCGACAUUGCAGUACAGGAUAGAUGCCCCUUUGCAUCUCACAUUCGCAAAGUGCGGCCGCGAGCCGAUCGCCUCAACUUCGACGGCACUUUUGAUGAUACUCAUGCCAUGAUCCGCCGUGGUGUGUCAUUUGGGCCUCUCACUACCAAUGAGGAGAAAUCACUGGGCGUGACUAUACACGAUCGUGGACUUCUUUUCGUGUCCUACCAGGCCAACCUCCAUAACGGGUUCCGGCAAGUUCAAAACGAAUGGGCGAACAAGGUCAGCUUCCCUGCCGGAAAGGGCAAGAACUACCAGGGCAAGCAGCCUGGGUUGGAUCCUAUCAUCGGUCAAUGGGAAAAGGGAGACGAUACAAGCAACUAUAUUUCCAUGCCGAGAUAUGAUGAUCCUAAGAAGGUGGAGCAAUGGAAGCUUGAUCGAUGUGUCAUUGCGGAGGGUGGUGAGUACUUUUUUAGUCCUUCCAUUGCCGGUAUCCAGGAAAUUUGUAGUGCUUAA